UGACUUGUUGCACUUGUUGCCGCCUGGAUACUUUUGUGGAAAUAUAAUGAGACAUUGUUAUGGCUGCUAAACAAAUAGAUUUAAAUACCACUUACUUGGUAAUAGGAGGUGGUAUUGCUGGCGUAACAUGUGUAGAGACUUUAGCUAUACUGCAUCCCGAGGAAACCUUGGUGUUGAUAACAGCAUCUUCACUGGUCAAAAAUGUGAGCAACGUCAGUUUUUUCGCGAAGACUGUGGUUAAGUUUGAUGUGAACGAAACUGAAGCAAGUUCGCUGCAAAGAAUACACCCGAACUUGAACAUAGUUUAUGAUUCAUUACAAAGUGUAGACACGAAAAAUAAAUCAGUGACAACAUCAAAAGGAGUGGUUAUUAAAUAUGAUGUAUUAUGUAUAUGUACAGGAGGCAUACCGAAGCUCAUCUCAGACUCAAGUAAAUCUAAAAGAGUGAUCGGAAUCAGAGACACUGAGUCUGUUCAAGAGUUCCAAGAGAAACUGAAAACGGGUCGAAAAAUGAUUAUUGUUGGUAAUGGAGGCAUUGCAUCAGAAAUUGUCCAUGCAACUAGAGGAAUUCAAAAAGUUUGGGUGAUAAGAGAUGACUACAUAUCUUCCACAUUCAUAGAUCCUGGUGCUGCUGAAUUUUUCCAAAACACUUUCCGGAGCAAACCCGCUAAAGCUGAUCCACCUAAACAUAUUAUAUCAAGGAGGCAUGUGUUCUCUGAGGAAGACACUGUUGUUGCUUUGAAUAAAGACUUGAAAUCGGCUGCUCUUGGACCAGAUUGGUUUAGGAAACUUGAGGGUAUAAGAAAUGAAGCUGGGGAGCAAGAAUUAGAAAUAAUUUAUAAAACUGAAAUUGAAUCAGUUAAUGAAAUUCAGGAUAAAGGAUACCCGUUACAAGUUAAGCUGACUAAUGGCAGAACAUUAUUUUGUGACUUUGUUAUUUCAGCAACAGGAGUGGAGCCUGCUGUUAACUUUUCAUGGGACCAGGAGCCUGAGAAGGGGUCUGACGGUGGAUUAGCUGUAAAUGAGUUCCAAGAAACAUCGGUUAGAGAUAUAUUUGCAGCUGGAGAUGUAGCUCAUGCUGCAUGGAGACAUGCCCCACACUGGUUUCAGCUCAGACUCUGGACCCAAGCAAGACAGAUGGCAGCAAUGGCUGCUAAGUCAAUGCAUGCCCGCACUACAAACCAAGAAGUAUUACAAGAUUUUUGUUUUGAAUUGUUCACACAUUGUACAUCUCUUUUUGGGUACAGAGUGGUAUUACUUGGAAAAUAUAAUGGACAAGGAUUGGGGACUGACUAUGAACUCCUGUUAAGAACUACUCCUUGCCUUGAAUAUGUAAAAUUUGUGCUUCAAAAUGGUAGACUUCAAGGAGCAAUUUUAAUAGGGGAAACAGAUUUAGAAGAAAUGUGUGAAAAUCUUAUACUUGACCAAAUAGAUUUGACUCCAUUUGGAGAUGAUAUUUUAAAUCCUGAUAUAGAUAUUGAUGACUAUUUUGAUUAAAAAUAUAGAAAAAAUAUUUAUGUUAUUAUUUGA
Molecule: messenger RNA, 1529 nt
Organism: Cydia fagiglandana
Lineage: Eukaryota; Metazoa; Arthropoda; Insecta; Lepidoptera; Tortricidae
Gene: Pyroxd1
Product: pyridine nucleotide-disulfide oxidoreductase domain-containing protein 1
Exons: 1
Coding region: 60-1496 (478 amino acids)
Molecular function (GO): oxidoreductase activity
Source: RefSeq, a predicted model, not a curated record